AAAAACAACAUUGGAGAUUGUUAAUUAAAGUAUAAAUAUUUAAUUAAUUAACAAAUAGUUUUAAUAUAAAUAAAAUAUAAUGUUAUCGUCAAUAGUGAAAGAGCAUCAAAGUAAGCAAGCAGCAAGAAAAGAAAGACAGGAACAAAAACGAAAAGAAGCUGUCCAAGCUGCAAACAAUUUAACUCAGGCAUUGGUCGAUCAUUUAAAUGUUGGAGUUGCACAAGCAUAUUUAAAUCAGAAAAAACUAGAUGCAGAGGCAAAGCAGCUACAAACUAGCGCUACAAAUUUUGCUAAACAAACUCAAUCAUGGUUGAAUCUUGUGGAAUCUUUUUCCAGUGCUUUGAAAGAAAUUGGAGACGUUGAAAAUUGGGCUCGCAGUAUUGAAGGCGAUAUGCGAACAAUUGCAACUGCAUUAGAAUAUUCAUAUAAAGCUACUCAAGAAACUCCUGCGAGCAAUGUCUAAAAUACAAGAGGAAAUUGUUUUCGUCAUAUCUAAAGGCAUUUUAAUUAAUUAAGUUAUUCUGUGAUAAUUUAUUUCGAUAUUGAAAAUUAAGAAGAAAAAUAUAUGUAAACUUUCUAUAAAUUAUAUUUAAUGUAAAAUUUA
Messenger RNA from Leptopilina boulardi, 604 nucleotides. It is a transcript of the gene Blos1, whose product is annotated as biogenesis of lysosome-related organelles complex 1 subunit 1. The coding region runs from base 80 to 463 and encodes 127 amino acids. NCBI's taxonomy places the organism in Eukaryota, Metazoa, Arthropoda, Insecta, Hymenoptera, Figitidae. Gene Ontology annotation, biological process: endosomal transport. The transcript has 4 exons. Gene Ontology annotation, cellular component: BLOC-1 complex. The record is from RefSeq and is a predicted model, not a curated record.